UGAAGCUCGAAAAAGACUUGGCCGUCGGCCCGACUCGAAAACCCCAACUCUAGUGCUAUUAUUAAAUAUUCCUCCAAAAUAUAAUUUUCUUCUUCCAAAAUAAUUUUUGUGACCAGAAGUAAAAGAACCUCGCAAGGAUCAAAAUUUAAUGUUUUUCGAACCUUCCCUCAUUCCAACUUCCCAAAAAAUUCCUUUUCCUCCCCCUUUCAAAAAAUUUUUUAGACUCUCAAUUUUUCAAUUUAAGGUUGAUUAUACAAUUCCUGAAUCAAGUCCAGUAAUAGGCUAUCCUUGUCGUUGUACAGCAAAAAAUUGUAAAAAUCCAGAAGGUAGAACAGAAUUAAAUGUUUUAAGAAUACGAACACAUUUUUAUCAAACAAUGAUGCGUUUAAAAGAUGCUACUAAAAAAUUUGGUAGGGCUAGUAUUUAA
This is a messenger RNA of Meloidogyne enterolobii, 427 nucleotides long. The record is from the annotation of a GenBank genome assembly. Lineage: Eukaryota; Metazoa; Nematoda; Chromadorea; Rhabditida; Meloidogynidae.